Penicillium daleae is the source of this 1104-nucleotide messenger RNA. RefSeq names its product sialidase family protein. The record is from RefSeq and is a predicted model, not a curated record. The transcript has a single exon. The coding region runs from base 1 to 1104 and encodes 367 amino acids. NCBI's taxonomy places the organism in Eukaryota, Fungi, Ascomycota, Eurotiomycetes, Eurotiales, Aspergillaceae.
AUGCCUGGACAUUUCGGCCAGAAAGUACUCAAUGCCUUUGGUGUGGGCCACCAUACCCAGCAAGGCCAACUGCCUGGCCCAACUGGCCACCAUCUACCAGGUCGCGGGCUCAUCCACGACGAUGAGCGCCCACUCUCUUCCCCUCCCAACAAUGGCACCUAUCCCCGCCUGGCUCGACUCUCUGACGGCUCCAUCCUCUCCUCCUUCACGCGUUUUCCAGAUGGCCAACAUGCGCUCUGUAUCGCCCGCAGCACCGAUGGCGGGCGCACCUUCCAGAACUUCUCCGAGGUAACGCGGGCGACUGGGGAUGUGGACAACAUGUUCCUUCUCGAAGUUGCUCCCGGGGUAGUCCUUGCAGCAUUCCGAAAUCACGAUCUCGGUCCCAAUGGUCCUACACACUUCCGCAUCACUGUCUGCAGGUCCACGGACGGAGGUCGUAGCUGGAAAUUCGCGUCCCAGGCAGCAGAGAAAAGCCCGCCAUUGGGAAUCUGGGAGCCCUUCAUGCGACUCGGCCGACGAGGCGAGGUGCAAUUAACCUUCUCCCAAGAGUUCGCACAUAACAAUCAAUGCACCAUGCUUGUCGUUUCGCAUGACCAGGGAAGUACUUGGAGCCAUCUGGUCUGUUUACACGGCGACCAAGAUCCCCUGCGUGACGGGAUGAACGGAAUCGCGGCCACUUUUGACAAUGGCCGCGAAGCCCUGGUCAUGAUCUUUGAGACUACCCGGUAUGGACCGUUCAAUGUCGAGGCAUUAAUCUCCUACGAUGAUGGCGCGACCUGGCAGAAUCGCCAUGAGGUUUUCUGUCCCCGCCAAGGACACAAUGCGGGAUCGCCGCAGAUUUCUGCGUUUGCCGAUGGCUCCAUGGUGGUCGUCUUUAUGACAGACGAUGAUUCGCAUCAAGUAGAUUGGGUCAAGCAUGCAUCUAUUAAAGCUGUAUUUGCGGGCCCACCUCAGAAUGGCCAGAUUCGCUGGAGUGAGCCCCAGGUGGUUUCGCCUGCCUCCAGCUUCUGGCCUGGAGUUCUGGCACUGGAUCACUAUACUGCCCUGGUCACUUAUGACCGUGGCGGGCCUCUCGCCAAGACUAUUUCCUGGCAGCCUCGUUGA